UGAUCCGAAAGAAGAUCCGAAAAAGGGAGUAAGAGAAAUGGACUCGCUGGAACGACUAAUGAGCGCUGGUUCUCACCAUCCAUCCCUUACGGCAGCCACGCGAUCUCAAAACGCCUUUGUGCAGGCGAAUCUCUGCUCCGUGAUUGGUCGUAAGGGUCGACACCUUACCGGCACCUUCUGUUUGACCGGAGACACGAUGGAGGGUAUCAUUCAGUGCCUCGUCUUUCUUAAAGCUUUUUCGCUCGUGGGCGGAGAAUUCGACAUGGAGUUGAACUUCGUGAUACAGGACGCACAGAACAUCAGGCACAUGUUGGAACUUCUGGAUCACUGCCCACCUAAUCUCCAGGCCGAAAUAUGGAGCGUAUUUAUUGCGAUUUUAAGGAAAAGCGUUCGGAAUUUACAGGCAUGUACAGAUGUAAGUCUUAUAGAACACGUGCUGCAUCGAUUAUCGCAAGCGGAGACUGUUGUUGCAGAUUUAUUGAUCGAUAUGCUUGGAGUAUUAGCGAGCUACAGUAUCACCGUAAAGGAGCUGAAACUUCUCUUCGGUGCCAUGAAAGCGGUUAAUGGGAAAUGGCCACGACAUUCGGCGAAACUCUUGAAUGUACUUCGUCAAAUGCCGCAACGAAACGGGCCCGAUGUAUUUUUCAGUUUUCCUGGUAGGAAAGGAUCGGCAAUAGUAUUACCUCCACUAGCAAGGUGGCCUCACGAGAACGGGUUCACAUUUACCACGUGGUUUCGUCUGGACCCCAUCAACUCGGUUAAUAUCGAACGAGAAAAGCCGUACCUCUACUGUUUUAAAACUAGUAAAGGAGUAGGAUACUCUGCGCAUUUCGUAGGCAAUUGCUUAGUCCUCACGUCUAUGAAAGUGAAGGGCAAGGGCUUCCAGCACUGUGUCAAAUAUGAAUUUCAACCGCGAAAGUGGUAUAUGAUCGCCGUAGUGUACAUAUAUAAUAGAUGGACCAAAAGUGAAAUUAAGUGUUUGGUCAAUGGUCAAUUGGCUUCGAGUACGGAAAUGGCAUGGUUUGUGUCGACGAACGACCCAUUCGACAAGUGUUAUAUCGGAGCUACACCAGAAUUGGAUGAGGAACGAGUAUUCUGUGGUCAAAUGAGCGCGAUAUAUCUAUUUAGUGAGGCACUGACAACUCAUCAGAUAUGCGCUAUGCACAGACUAGGACCUGGAUAUAAGAGUCAGUUUCGUUUUGACAACGAGUGUUACCUGAAUCUGCCAGACAAUCACAAAAGGGUGAGUGAUGAGCAGGAGCUCACGAGCAUGGUGGACCAAAGUAUGCAAACUGUACUUUACGACGGAAAGCUGUCAAAUGCUAUUGUGUUCAUGUACAACCCAGUGGCUACGGAUUCUCAACUUUGCCUGCAAAGUGCACCGAAAGGCAACGUUCCGUAUUUUGUACAUACACCGCAUGCUCUAAUGCUCCAGGAUGUCAAGGCUGUUAUAACACAUUCGAUACACAGUACAUUAAAUUCGAUCGGUGGUAUCCAAGUGCUAUUUCCUCUUUUUUCGCAAUUAGAUAUGCCUUAUGAUUGUAUAGCACCGAACGACAUCAAGCGAGAUCCUACAUUAUGUUCGAAAUUGUUGGGCUUUAUAUGCGAUCUUGUGGAGAGCUCUCAAACGGUUCAACAACAUAUGGUACAGAAUCGUGGAUUUUUGGUAAUUAGUUACAUGCUUCAGAGAGCUAGUAGAGAUCAUCUGACUACGGAAGUCCUAGCAUCCUUUUUGGAACUUACAAAACAUCUGGUAACCUGUCUCAGUGCGAACAGCGAUCUGUUGCUAAAGCAGUUGUUUUACUUUUCAUUCCUAACCUGGCAGCUAUUGGAUCACGUCCUUUUUAAUCCCGCUCUAUGGAUAUACACGCCAGCGCCGGUACAAACCCGGCUUUAUUCGUACUUGGCCACAGAGUUCCUCAGCGAUACGCAAAUUUAUUCUAACGUAAGACGCGUCUCUACUGUCCUUCAAACGGUGCAUACGCUCAAGUAUUACUAUUGGGUUGCUAAUCCCCGUGCCAAGAGUGGAAUAACGCCGAAAGGACUCGACGGACCACGACCUCAACAAAAAGAUAUCUUGACAAUACGUUCUUAUAUUUUACUAUUUCUUAAACAAUUGAUCAUGAUCGGCAAUGGCGUGAAGGACGACGAAUUGCAGAGUAUUUUGAAUUAUCUAACAACGAUGCACGAGGAUGAAAAUUUGCACGAUGUUUUGCAAAUGCUUAUUUCUCUUAUGUCCGAGCAUCCUUCAUCGAUGGUACCAGCAUUCGAUGCAAAACAAGGCGUUAGAACGAUCUUCAAACUUUUAGCAGCUGAAAGUCAAUUGAUUCGUCUUCAAGCAUUGAAGUUAUUAGGAUUCUUUUUAAGUCGCAGUACACACAAAAGGAAAUACGAUGUAAUGAGCCCACACAAUUUGUAUACUCUACUAGCCGAAAGAUUAUUGUUAAACGAAGAAACAUUGUCCUUACCAACUUACAACGUUUUAUAUGAGAUAAUGACGGAACACAUAAGUCAACAAAUACUUUAUGCCAGGCAUCCCGAACCAGAGUCACAUUUUCGUUUAGAAAAUCCUAUGAUUCUUAAAGUAGUGGCAACACUGAUACGACAAUCAAAGCAAACGGAACAAUUGUUAGAAGUGAAAAAAUUGUUUCUUUCCGAUAUGACAUUACUUUGCAAUAACAAUCGAGAAAAUCGUCGAACCGUAUUGCAAAUGUCCGUCUGGCAGGAGUGGCUCAUAGCUAUGGCUUAUAUCCAUCCAAAGAACACAGAGGAACAAAAGAUUUCCGAUAUGGUUUAUUCUCUCUUUCGAAUGCUCCUUCAUCACGCUAUCAAACAUGAAUAUGGUGGUUGGCGUGUAUGGGUUGAUACUUUGGCGAUAGUACAUUCAAAGGUAUCCUACGAGGAAUUUAAACUUCAGUUCGCUCAAAUGUACGAGCAUUAUGAGAGACAAAGAUCCGAUAAUAUAACGGAUCCUGAAUUGAGACAACAAAGACCCAUUAGUACAAUUUCCGGUUGGGAUCAGCAACAUUCAGGGAAUAAUGGUUACAAUCGACCAUCGCCUUGGACUAAUCAACAACAGAAUCAUGAAGUUCAGCAUGUUGAAAGGAAUUACAAAGAAUUUGAUGGAACAGAAGGAAACGAUCGUCUUGAGGAAACGUGCAGUUGUGAUCUGAACUCUAUAGACAACACCGAAAGCGAUGGUAGUCCGGCGAUCGUCAACAAAUCCCAUAGCGAGACCUUAGAUACCAUGCAGUCCAGCGAAGCAGUCUCUUUAGAUUCAAGAUUGAGCGACAAACCGGAGACACCAACGACGGCCCGAGAGAUUCACACAGAUACACCGACAAUUUUGGAAGAGGCGAAUAGCGAAGUAGCUUCUUUGCCAACGACCCAAGAGACCAGCGAAGUGAUAUCGAUCGAAAGCUCCAGCGAUAUAUACAGUGAAGUACAGAAGAGUCCAAGUCCAGAUUCUAUGGUGGUUCAAAGUACGGUACAAAAAGAAGACGACAUCGUACAGCAAGAAUUGGAAACUUCUACGAAAGAUCAAAUAGAAGAUAAAGAAAAUAAAACGAAUGUCGAUGUUGUUAUCGAGAAAGAAGUCGAAAAGGAAAUGGCAAAGAAUGAUGAUUUAAAUAAUGAUAAAGUUGCCGAACCGAUAGAAUCUAAUGACUCCGAAACAAAGGAAGAAGAGAACGAAGAUGAUAAGUCCCAUCAGACAUUGGAUUAUAAUAACGACGCGAGUAGUACUAAGGAAGAUAGUCCUAAAAAAAUCUUAGAAAAGUCAGAAAAGAUGGAGGAAUCGAACGACGAUGAAAAGAAGUCCGAAAUCAUAAACGAUAUGACUAAGGAAGAAUCGGAAUCAGUUGACGAUUCGAAGUAUCUUGAAAAACUACAAUUGGAAAAUGAUCGAGAAAUCAUAGAUAGCGAUACUUCUGAGGCAUAUCUAACACCAACGGAACAACAGGAAACAUCCACGGAAACAAAGACGGGCGUUGCGGAUGUCGCGAAGAUCGAUGAGAAAGAUUUCGCUGAAAAAGUUGCCGUAGCUGAAGAAAGAAACGUUAGAGCCAAUGAAGAUGCCGAAGAAAUUGAGGACGUACCAAAGGGUCCAGAAGAUUUGAUCGAUACGAUAGAAACGGAUACUAACGCGAAAACUACAAGUAGCAAUGACGAUAAAAUAGAAGAAAAAAUAGAAGAAGAAGAAGAAGAAGAAGAAGAAGAAGAAGAAAAAGAAGAAGAGAUAGGAAAAGAAGCCGAAAAAGUCGUAGUGAGUAGUACGUUAGAGAGCGACGAACGUGUCGUCGCAGACGCUUUAAAGAACGACAAAAGUGCUGUUAUUAAUAGUAACGACGACGAGCAGGUAAUUGAAAAACACUCAAGGGAGCCGUCCACUAUUUCUACUAGCGUAAGUGAUAAUAAGUCAGACAUUCCGGUGAGAACCGACGAGGUAGGAGUAACGGAUAGUGUUUCUAGUAAUAGCGAUAUUCAAAGUUCUGUAGAUAAUGUGACGCAAGUGCCAAAUCCUAAACAGCAAAUCCCAACAAUAUCUACGGUCUGUGAUGCUACUAAAAGUUUACCCGACGGUGUGCCUCAAAACGUUAGUUCUAAUGUGGUUGCAAUGGACAAUCCAGUUACUACGAAUGACUUAACUCCAGAUCACGUAGAUGCCCACCGCAGAUCCAGUUUGCCGAUCGUAUCCUCCGAGAUGAUUGCUGAAAGCAACGCCGAGGAACCUCCUUCUCUGCCUGUUCCCUUACGAAAAACAUCAUCGCCCCAAAAAAGACCAAGGAGUGCCUCAACGUCCACACAAGUGGAUCCGAAUCAUUUUGAAUCGAAAAGAACGAAGCAAGGAAAUCCUUCCACCAGACCAAUGUUCAGUCCGGGACCGACCCGGCCACCAUUCAGAAUACCAGAAUUUAAAUGGUCAUACAUUCAUCAGCGAUUAUUAUCGGAUGUUCUAUUCUCUCUCGAAACAGAUAUUCAAGUUUGGAGAAGUCACUCCACUAAAUCGGUAUUGGACUUUGUGAAUAGUAGCGAAAAUGCAAUUUUCGUAGUCAAUACCGUUCACCUGAUUUCACAAUUGGCCGACAAUCUUAUCAUAGCAUGCGGUGGACUGUUGCCGCUUUUAGCUUCGGCUACAUCGCCUAACAGCGAGUUAGACGUGAUCGAACCGACUCAGGGGAUGCCUAUAGAAGUAGCAGUUUCGUUUCUUCAAAGGUUAGUCAACAUGGCUGACGUCCUGAUCUUCGCAAGCUCCUUGAACUUCGGUGAACUCGAAGCUGAGAAGAACAUGUCCAGCGGUGGAAUUCUGAGACAAUGUUUGCGACUGGUCUGUACAUGUGCCGUUAGAAACUGCUUAGAGUGUAAAGAGCGUGGCAGAUCGUACAGCAUGUUAGGUCGACAGAUUGGUACUAGUAAUAAAUCACAGCACAUACAGUCUCUAAUACGAGGAGCUCAGACAUCGCCGAAGAACAUAGUGGAUAAUCUGGCUCAUCAAUUAAGUCCUGUGAAGGAUCCGGAAAAAUUACUUCAAGACAUGGAUGUGAAUCGCUUGAGAGCCGUGAUAUACAGAGAUGUUGAAGAAACCAAGCAGGCACAGUUUCUGUCCCUGGCUAUAGUUUACUUCAUCUCUGUACUAAUGGUCUCGAAGUAUCGCGAUAUAUUGGAACCACCGAUAUCUCAACGUCCACCAAGUCCUGUUCAAACAAUACAAACUAAUGGCGCCGGUUUAAGACCGGGUAGUCCCUCAGGAAGCGCAGGCAUGAUAAGUCAGUCCGGUUCUCAAGACGACGGUGAAUACGAAGUUAUUAUAGUAGACGAAAAUAAUUCCUCCAUCUUGGCCGACCACGACGUUACGUCGUCCGGUCCACCAUCGACCAAGGGAGGUCACAGUGGUGUACCUCGACCACGGACAAUUCUCGAGGAUUACACCUCGUCAGAACCAACGCUUGGCUCUUCUACGAGGUCCGAACCACUGCCACGAAAUCUUCAGAGCAACGAUUCCAGCGAAGAGGCUGUACAUCGUAGCAAUAUUACCGCUGAUCCAAGCCCGUCGGAAGUGACGACGGAUAAUGAGAACAAGCAUAAUUCAUCGGAGGAAGCUUGGACCGACGUAAAUUUGAACGAGGAUGGCGAUACGGUGCCCAUAUCGAAUCCUCGGGAAGAUCCUCGAAAUAUUCAUAAUAUCGCUCACUCGCGUGGUGAUAUUCAAAAUAGCGAAGGUAACGUUUUGGAACAAGAGAUAGUAGGUAAUGCGGAACGCGGAGAAAAACCUGCAGCAGAAAUUUCUGUGGUUCGUGUACCGGAUAGACUCGUUGUAAAUGCGGCAUCGCCGAGACCAGAUGAUCUACCAAUCAAAGGAUUGGUCGAUCAUCUUCCUGUACCAACACCGUCAAGAGAGGCAUCGCUUACGCAAAAGUUAGAAAUGGCGCUUGGUUCUGUUUGUCCUCUUCUUCGGGAAAUCAUGGUCGACUUUGCGCCUUUUCUUUCAAAAACGCUAGUCGGAUCGCACGGACAAGAACUAUUAAUGGAAGGGAAAGGCUUGACCACGUUUAAGAACAGCAAUUCCGUGGUAGAACUGGUGAUGCUGUUGUGUUCUCAGGAAUGGCAGAAUUCUUUACAAAAAUAUGCUGGUCUUGCCUUCAUUGAGCUCAUCAACGAGGGCAGAUUAUUGUCCCAUGCGAUGAAGGAUCACAUAGUAAGAGUUGCGAACGAGGCGGAAUUUAUUUUGAAUCGUAUGAGAGCAGACGAUGUAUUAAAGCACGCCGACUUUGAGUCUCAAUGUGCUCAAACGUUGCUAGAUCGACGAGAAGAGGAAAGAAUGUGCGAUCAUUUGAUAACAGCAGCUCGAAGGCGAGAUAACGUGAUCGCCAGUAGAUUGCUUGAAAAAGUUCGUAAUAUUUUAUCGAACAAACAUGGCGCCUGGGGUUACAUGGAUCCAAUGACUGCAAAGCUGACCGAGUAUUGGAAGCUAGAUGCUUGGGAGGAUGAUGCACGUAGACGUAAGCGUUUCGUGCACAAUCCACUAGGCUCGAGCCAUCCCGAAGCUACGCUGAAGGCAGCCCUUGAACACGGUGCACCCGAGGAUGCGAUACUUCAAGCGCGCGAAGAGUUUCACGCGCAUCUCGCAGCCUCGCGUGCACAUCAGCAACAAUUGCAGUCGGCGGAUCUAAUGGACGACAGCGAGCUUCUCUCAGACGACAGAGAUCUCGAUAAUGACUUAACAGGUCCGGUAAAUAUCAGUACGAAAGGAAAGCUAAUAGCACCGGGUAUAGUUGCACCUGGGAUUAUAUCAGUGACAUCGACGGAGUUAUAUUUCGAGGUUGACGAAGAGGACGUGGAAUUUAAAAAAAUCGACAGCGAGGUAUUGAAAUACUGUGACCACCUACACGGAAAAUGGUACUUCUCCGAGGUCCGAGCUAUCUUCUCUCGUCGUUAUCUCCUACAAAACGUAGCAAUCGAGAUCUUCCUCGCGAGCAGAACAUCGAUCCUUUUCGCGUUCCCGGAUCAGGCGACGGUGAAAAAGGUGAUCAAGGCGCUACCGCGAGUCGGCGUUGGCAUCAAAUACGGGAUUCCGCAGACUAGGAGAGCAUCGAUGAUGUCGCCAAGACAGCUUAUGAGAAGUUCCAACAUGACGCAGAAAUGGCAGCGUCGAGAGAUUUCGAACUUCGAAUAUUUGAUGUUCUUAAAUACGAUUGCUGGUCGAACUUACAACGAUUUGAAUCAGUAUCCAGUCUUUCCUUGGGUCCUGACGAAUUAUGAGACCAAGGAACUUGAUUUAAGCUUACCUAGCAAUUAUCGCGAUCUGUCAAAGCCAAUCGGUGCUUUGAAUCCCAGUAGGAGGGCUUAUUUCGAAGAACGUUUCCAAAGUUGGGAACACGACAGUAUACCACCGUUCCAUUAUGGAACGCAUUAUUCUACAGCAGCGUUUGUUUUGAAUUGGAUGAUACGCGUGGAACCGAUGACCACAAUGUUCUUGGCACUCCAAGGCGGAAAGUUUGAUUAUCCGAAUAGACUUUUCUCAUCCAUUGCACUUUCCUGGAAGAACUGUCAGCGCGAUACGUCGGAUGUCAAGGAACUUAUACCAGAAUUUUUCUUCCUGCCGGAAAUGCUUGUCAACAGCAAUCGUUAUCGCCUUGGCAGACAGGAAGACGGUAGCGCGGUUGGUAACGUUGAAUUACCUCCUUGGGCAUCAUCACCUGAAGAAUUUAUAAGGAUCAAUCGAAUGGCACUCGAGUCUGAAUUCGUAUCUUGUCAAUUACAUCAAUGGAUCGAUUUGAUAUUUGGUUACAAGCAGAAAGGUCCUGAGGCGGUACGAGCCACAAACGUAUUUUAUUAUCUCACAUAUGAAGGUAGCGUGGAUCUUGAUGCGAUAACAGAUUCAGUGAUGAGAGAAGCGAUAGAGAAUCAGAUAAGAAACUUUGGACAGACUCCGUCACAGCUUUUAAUGGAACCGCAUCCACCUCGAAGCUCGGCUAUGCAUUUGGAUACUUUUUGGAGCUCUUCGACGAAGCUGCAUAAGACUCUUCCCAUUUUGCAGUCACCGAUGAUGUUCUCCAGUAUACCGGAUGACGUUUGCAUGACAAUCAAGUUCCCAUCGAAUUCACCGAUCUGUCAUAUAUCGGCCAAUACCUAUCCGCAAUUACCAUUACCAUCGGUCGUUACUGUUACAACCGGACAACAAUUUGCUGUUAAUCGAUGGAAUACAAAUUAUGCUGCAUCAGUACAAUCCCCAAGUUAUGCCGAUACACCACAAGCUCAGGCAGCGAAUCAACCUCUUUCCAUGGAUCCAGUUUUAUCACAAGCAGCAAAUAGCUCGAAUCCAGCAUUGCGUCGUCAUUUGGGUGACAAUUUCAGUCAGAAAUUAAAAAUUCGAAGUAAUUGUUUCGUUACCACAGUGGAUAGUCGAUUUUUAGUAGCUUGUGGCUUUUGGGAUAACAGUUUCCGUGUGUUCUCAACUGAGACAGCCAAAAUUGUCCAGAUCGUUUUCGGGCAUUACGGUGUGGUGACGUGUUUAUCUCGUAGCGAGUGCAAUAUUACCUCUGAUUGCUAUAUUGCUUCCGGAAGUGCCGACUGUACGGUAUUGUUAUGGCAUUGGAACGCUAGAACGCAGACUAUUGUCGGAGAAGGUGAAGCACCUGCUCCUCGUGCUACAUUGACGGGUCACGAGCAACCGGUCACGGCUGUUGUCAUUUCGGCCGAAUUGGGCUUGGUCGUUUCCGGUUCCUACUAUGGACCUGUCUUAGUACACACGACGUUCGGUGAUCUUCUAAGGUCCCUCGGAGCACCAAAUGGAUUUUCAUCUCCCGAAAAUAUCGCUAUGUCGCGGGAAGGUGUAAUCGUUGUAAAUUAUGAACGUGGACACGUCGCUGCUUUCACCAUUAAUGGAAAGCGUCUACGUCAUGAAUCGCACAACGAUAAUCUUCAGUGCUUGCUAUUGAGCAGAGAUGGCGAGUAUCUGAUGACCGGUGGUGACAAAGGGAUCGUAGAAGUUUGGCGAACGUUUAAUCUUGCUCUCCUCUACGCUUUUCCAGCUUGCGAGAGCAGUGUGCGUUCUUUGGCACUCUCUCAUGAUCAAAAGUUUCUGCUAGCUGGUCUAGCUAAUGGUUCGAUCGUAAUAUUCCACAUCGAUUUCAACAGGUGGCAUCAUGAAUUUCAGCAACGUUACUGAAACUGCUGCUUCUUCCUCCUUUAGCGAGCAAAAAAGUUCGCUCGCGUUUCCCGCGAAGAUCAACAAAGCGACCAUGGAUCUAUAUAAAAUUCGUGACAAGGAACAACAAGGACACGCUUUUUCGAAAUAUUGAUGAGUAAGGGACAAAAUGAAAGAAUAAAGAAGAUAAGUGUUCUGUGCAAUGAAAAAUUUAAGAAAAGUAGACACAAGGAGGGUGAAUCCGUAUUAAAUAAUCCACGAUUAUUCAGCGCUCAGCAAUAAGCUCGCUUUUUACAAAUUGAUAAGAAAUAAUGUAGCGCUUUUUUCAAAGUGUUUUACGAGAAAAUAUUCGAACAUUGGUAAUAGAGAGAGAGAGAGAGAGAGAGAAAGAAAGAGAGAAAGGGGAAGGGAGGAAGAGAAUAAGAAACAGUGUGUGAGAGAAAGAGAGGCAAAUGUCGAUAGAAAAGAGAAAAAUUCGCUCGAUUCUCGCACGUUAAUUUUGCACUAUUUGAUUCCGAUGAACUGUCGGAAAAGCGGAAGGAACUUUUCAAAGAUUUUCCGACAGUUCCGAUCGAUAAGGGCGGAGCUCGUUGUGAGCUCCUGAUCGAGCGACAUACGCUCAAUGCUAGUCAAUUAAUCGAGACACGGAAGUAGCCGAGUUAUUCUCACGUUUUCGAUAAACAAAGCGGAUCGGAAUUGACAAUGAAACAGAAAAAAUAAAAAGGAAUAAAAAAGAAAAUAAAAAGAUGUUUCACGAAGGCGGGAGGAAAAUCGAAAAAGAACAAAAAAGAAUAAAAGAAUAUAAGAAAUGUGCAAUGCCGACGUAACGCCGGCAUAAAUCGCGAGCCGUUCAAAAGUCGCGUAUUUUCGGUUCUCUUCGGCCGUGUACAGGAUAUAUUAGAGCGUAAGUUAAUUUUUACGGCUCGAAUCGCGCGGGUUCAUUUAUAACCCUCGCUCAUUCAAAAGCUACUAUCUCGUUUCCUUUACCCUUCGUUAGUAACUCUUUUCCUGUAAAUAAUAAAUCGCCGUGUUAUGUAAACUUAUGUAUACACAUGCACACAUUCACAAACACACAAAUACAUGCAUAUAUACAUAAUAAAAUGGUGUGCAGAUAAACUUAAAAAUAAGAGAAUUACGGAACAAAAUGAUAAUAUACGCGUAUGCGUUCGUUAGCGUUAGGGCGAUUGAUUUCAUUUAAACGAAAAUGGAAAAAAGUAAAAAAAAAAAAAGAAAAAAAAAGAAAAAAAAAGAAAAAGAAAGAAAAAGAAAAGAUGGAAAAAAGAAAAAAGAGAAAAAAUACCGCGUACCGUCUUAUAUAUGAACAAAAAAAGAAAACAUAUUACGUAGGAAGAGAGGCAUCUUAUUUCCACAAGCAAGUCUGUUAAAAGUUAUAGAAAAAGAAAGAAACAAUAACAAAAAAAGAAGAAAAAGAAAACGAAAAAGAAUAAGAAUAAGAAUAAGAAUAAGAAUUACGUCGCUCUCACGAUUUUUCUAACCUUUUCGGUUAAGAGCACGCGAGUAGCAUCACCUUAAAUUUCGAGGCACGCGAAAAGAGAAUGGUAGAGAAAGAAAAAGAGAAUAUAAGAAAUGUGAGAUAGAUGGCAUUCUCUUUGUAUACUCUGCCGUCCGCGAAGCUUUUGUAUAAUCCGUGUAUCUACGCUAAUGAGCACUUCCCUGAAUUACACCUGCUAUAUAUCUAAGAUUCCAUUUCCCCCUUAUCUGACUUACUAUAUGCACUUAAGUAAGCCUGUCCCUGUUUACUACACACUAUUUACCUCAGCCCACCCUUAUCCAAUGUUCGCGUCCUUCGAAAGAGAUCCUAAUUUUAUCAAAGCCGUCCAGCUUAACUUUUUGCGAGGAUAUUUCUUGGUAUUUUCGCACACGAGAUAUAUAAUCAGCAGAUCGAUUAAAUUACAUAGGCUAAAGAAAUGUGGUUUUAAACAUCUCGAAUUCAUUCUGACAGUGGUCCGUCGUAUCACCGAAGGAUCAACAUUUCUUCUUUCACGAUUGGACCUAGUGCGUCCUUCGUGGAAGUUGAUUUUGUGUAAUAGAUAGAAUAAGAGAGAGAGAGAGAGAGAGAGAGAGAGAGAGAGAGAGAGAGAGAGAGAGAGAGAGAGAGAGAGAGAGAGAGAGAGAGAGAGAGAGAGAGAGAGAGAGAGAGAGAGAGAGAGAGAUAUGCGUGUGUGUGAAAGAGAAAAAAGAGUUCGAAUGAUUUAAGACAGCGAAAUAUUUUGAUUAGAUACAAAAAGGAAAGGAUUGAUAUUAAUUACUCUGAGAUUCAUUUUUAUUACGAUUUUUGCGAAAUAAUUUUUAUAUUGAAAAUUAAAUAAAACAGAGAUGGAUAACGUUAGGAAUGAAGAUAAUUUUCUCGUGUUACUGCCUUUAUAAAUCGAUAUUUUUCGAAGCUAAAAAGAACGACGAACUCUCGGUAUGAAUGUAACUGAUAAUGGUAGAAGAGCACGUAUAGCUUUGAGUCGUUUGCACUUAGUCUUUGAUGCAUGCUUUCUUCAAACGUAUGACUCGUCCUCGCUUCGUUUCGCUUUGCACAACGACGCAAAAAUUAAUCGAGCUGUCUCGAUGGACAAUCGUUUUUAUCCGCGCGAGCGCAUGUUAAUCAGCGAGAUUACAAGACGUGGUUAUUGAUAUCGAUAGGGUGUGUCAUAGCUAUUCCAUUUUUUCGGAGACUUCGAGGGGGGAAGAUCUUCAUGUCGCGAAGUGGGACAAAGGAACGUGAAUGGGCGUGAAAAAUGUUUUACGAGUGAAGGAAAGAUUUCUUCAAGUAUAACAAGUGCGAAAUUCGUGUGUUACGGACUCGCGGAGGCUAUUUUUCGCGAUUCCAUGGAAGUACAAUAGAAUUUGUUAUUAUAGAGAUAGUUGGGAGAAAAAAAAAAAGAAAAAAAAGAAAAAAAGAAAAAAGGAAAAAAA
Messenger RNA from Vespa mandarinia (Asian giant hornet), 12571 nucleotides. RefSeq names its product A kinase anchor protein rugose (gene rg). Lineage: Eukaryota; Metazoa; Arthropoda; Insecta; Hymenoptera; Vespidae. The record is from RefSeq and is a predicted model, not a curated record. Gene Ontology annotation, molecular function: protein kinase binding. Gene Ontology annotation, cellular component: membrane; cytosol. Gene Ontology annotation, biological process: intracellular protein localization.